AAGAAGACAUUCACUUCUACUACGACGAAGAAAGUAGCAUCAGAGAGCCAUGGCGUACCUUUUUGAGCGAAUUUGACGGAGGAGAGCGAAAAUGGCGAAAACCAGCCAGAGAAUGAAGCGACAACAUAAGAUAGCAUAUCUGUCACCGACACAGAAGCUGAGCCCGUUGGUCUCGGACGAGGAAUACCAGAAUACGUGAGGACAUUUUCAGUGACAGUGGCCGUAAUCCGAGAAGAAAGAAGUGGGAGGAAAAUGGCUACUACUGUUGAGAGCGGCUUAGAGAGGUUCAGCGGCGGAGGGAUGGCGCUGCUUCCCUGGACUAAACAGAUACUGACCGUGCUGUGGGAUCAGCUUCGGUUGUUAAUUCAGGUCAUCUAUUACACUUUCAUUUCAGUUUUCCAGAUGUUCAGGUUUGAGGUCCACGUCAGAAUCACAGACGAAACAGGAGAGCACAUCCAACAUAUGGGCACGGCCUCAAACACCCCUGAAUCCUUCCUGUUCUCCUCCUUGUUUGACGGCGACAACGGAGUCAUGGUCGGUGGUUCCAAUCCCCUCUCUAACUUCUGUGCCGACGUCGGCGACCCCUUCGCCGGGAAAUCCACGGCCGAGGCCCUGCUGUCCAGUCUGAGGGCCGAUGACCUGUGCUGUGGGCUAGUGGACGACUUUGUGUCCAGGACGGCGGGUAAGGAGGAAGGCAUCCUGCUCGGACACAAGUCUACCUGGAAAAUGGGCUUCCCUGGCGACUGGAACAUCUUCGUGUCUAGCAGUGACAGCUGUGGUUUGAACGACACUUGUCACAGAAGGUGUGAUAAAGUCCAAAGACCCAAAGAGAAAAUUUCCAAACAGGAGACUUCAGAGGAGGAUAGAAGCUCUCAGUGGAGCAGCGAGGAAGAGCAGAACUUUGUGGAGUUUGAGAGUGAAGAAAGUAAGGAGCUUUGGGAGUCUUUGUCAAAAUCCAGUGAUCCGUACAAUCCCUUCUUUUUCUCCGCCUGCAUAUCAACCAACUCAGACAUGGGGAAAAGUAAAAGUGAUGUUAAAACCAGCAGCAGUUCUGACCUAAAGGCUAGUGAGGAGAUGUUGGGUCCACCACAGCUGAAUAUGUGGGUGUGUCUCUCUGACAGUGAGAGCAGCUGGGCUGGUUCCGAGUGCUCCAGUCCUGAUAUCGACAAGGAAGAAAGUGACAAGCUCUGGGAGUUCUUCAGCAGGCCAGAAGACCCAUACAACCCCAUGUACUUCACUGCCAGUACAACCAGCAACCCCAGUCUCAAAACCAAAUCUACCCCAGUAUGUAAACAGGCCUCACUUCCUGCACCUCUCCCCAAGUCUGACGCUGAGGAGAAGCAAAGCAACUUUUCUCCAUUCGAGGACGACGAUGAAGAACUGCUCUGGAAAUCUCUUGGCCAAAAAGAUGAUCCGUACCACCCUCUGAACUUCCAGACUUGCCUCCAUAGCUCCUCGACAUCCCUCCAACGUGACGGCCAAACUCCAGACCCUCCCGCAACGAGCAAGAAGCAGAUAAAGGCAUCCAAAAAAUCUAGAGCUGACAAGCCUGCUCUGCCAGAUAGAAAGUUGAAGAAGCACUACCAUCCAGACAAAACGGUGGUUCCAUGGAAGAGACCUGAGCAAGCAUCUCAGGUACCUCCUGAGGGGAAGAAGGAAAACAAGGCCAGCACCAGGCAAAAGAAGGUGCAAUUUUCUCCUCUUGUACAAGUCCAUGUCAUGCGGACCUGGCCCUUUGCCCGCCAGGCGUCCCGUAAAGGUCACUGGGAGGAACUGGCGAGAGACCGUGAUCGCUUCCGAAGGCGGAUUUUCGACACCGAGUCGGCCAUUGGCCACUGUUUCACCCAGCCUCACAGAGAGAAGAUCCGUGCGUAUCUGGACAGUGCCUUGAAUCAGACGAAGGGUCCUGAACUCUGAAUGUUUCAUUUCUUUUGUGGAUGAGAAUUUGUGAUUGGUUGCAAUGCAACGGUGAUUUUUGAUUUAGGCCAAUUAGAAAUUCGAUGUUAGGCCAUUGUAAAUGUUCGGUGUCAAGUUGAACAACCUUGUACCUCAAGAGGUUUUAUACAUUGUGUAACUGUUGCACUGACUGACACUUUCUCAUAUUAACCUCAACAUUAAUGUGUGGAAUGUUGUUUUUUUGUAUGCCUUAUAUACUGACCUAGUAAUGUAACUUACUGAUGCUCUGUGGAGCUUGUCCUUUAUUUUUUACCAUUGGCUUGAACUGUUUGUACUUGUUUUUCUAUGCGUCAAGAAACCACAGUGAUGAGGUUCUAAGUAGAGACGGAAGAAAAGAAAGAAGAGCUUUACGUUCCAAAGUGUUUUGAAAAAAAUCGAAGCAUGGUGGAAACAUCAAGCUCUGGUGCAAUUUGUGUGUAAUGUUGAUGUAUUUAAAGCUUUGAUAUUUAUGCUUCUGUAUUUUUUUUAUGUGUAUUUAUAUGUUGGCAGAGCCUUUUGAUGUAAAGUGAAAAGGCAAAUUUGCGCCAUAAUUCAGAACACUUGGAUCAACGUGACUCACUCAGCUUCUCAUGGUAACAUCAUGUAGCUUGAAGUUUGUUGGUAGCAAAUUGAUUGUAGCUACUUUGUUCAGUCAAUAAAAUUUGUUACACUUUG
Molecule: messenger RNA, 2610 nt
Organism: Girardinichthys multiradiatus
Lineage: Eukaryota; Metazoa; Chordata; Actinopteri; Cyprinodontiformes; Goodeidae
Product: protein phosphatase 1, regulatory subunit 15B
Exons: 3
Coding region: 253-1917 (554 amino acids)
Biological process (GO): response to endoplasmic reticulum stress
Cellular component (GO): endoplasmic reticulum; protein phosphatase type 1 complex
Molecular function (GO): protein phosphatase regulator activity
Source: RefSeq, a predicted model, not a curated record